Poeciliopsis prolifica (blackstripe livebearer) is the source of this 2421-nucleotide messenger RNA. Its product is annotated as calcium uniporter protein, mitochondrial-like. The record is from RefSeq and is a predicted model, not a curated record. The transcript is spliced from 8 exons. Gene Ontology annotation, cellular component: mitochondrial inner membrane; uniplex complex. The coding region runs from base 626 to 1459 and encodes 277 amino acids. Gene Ontology annotation, molecular function: calcium channel inhibitor activity. Lineage: Eukaryota; Metazoa; Chordata; Actinopteri; Cyprinodontiformes; Poeciliidae. Gene Ontology annotation, biological process: mitochondrial calcium ion homeostasis; calcium import into the mitochondrion.
GCAACUCGAGCCUGGUGGAGGAGCAACUAAAGCCUGGCGGAGGAGCAACUAAAGCCUGGCGGAGGAGCAACUAAAGCCUGGUGGAGGAGCAACUAAAGCCUGGGAAACACUGGGAGUUAAUUAUUACAUUUAAUUUACGGCUCUGACUGUAUUGUUCCUUUUUGGAGGAAGGCUAUUCUCCUGAAGAUUUAAUUUCAGAUUAUUAAGAAUUGAUUCGUCACUUAUUAAUCCGUUCAGAUAUUUCCAGUCUUAUUCCUCAUUUUAUCCCUGAGGAAAUCUGUUUGCUAUACAAGGAAAACCUGAAUUUUGUCUGUCAUGUCAGAAAUGUCUGGAUGGUAUUUCCUUCUUCCUCCAGAAACUCGUCUCUUUGCCUGAAGGACAUUCCAGACUCCCAGGAACAUUCCUGCCCCGUUCCAGAGCCAAGUAAGACUUUUUCUGAUCUCCUCUGACUUCCUCCUGUGACUCAUAGUGAAAGCAGCUUCCAUCAUCGUCCGGCCUGGGAGGAAGCAGCAGCGAGGUAAGAGUUAACCGCCCUGCUGUACCAACCGGUUCCUGAUCACCUGCAGCACGACUUCCUGUGAAAGGAGACUCAGUGUUUGUUUGCAGCCGGUUUGAGCCUCUGAUCAUGUUUGCUUCCAGAGUUUUCUGCAGAUUCGGUGUCAGAUUCUUUCAAAGGGCGCGACCCAGAGUUUACACGUCCAGUCCUUUCUGGUCCAACUCCGUCAUUUCCAGCUUCAGCAGUAAAUCUACAUCCAAAGAUGUUUCUGUGCGCUACAGCUUCGGGCGGCCGGUUCUGUCCCUGCGGCUGCCGGCGGGUCGGUUCUGCCGCUUCGCGCUGACGCCGAUGCUGACCUCGGUGGGCGACCUGCUGAGCGACCUGAGGGCUAAAGACGGCUCUGUGGGGGACGCCGCGCUCUUCAACAGCGACGGACAGAGAAUCUCCUCCUGCACGUUGAUGGAAACGGUUCUGAACAGCAACUUCCAGAUCCACAUCGAUGACGUCGUCUACAGCGUUCACUCGCUGAGACAAGGCUCGUCCAGCGCACACGUGUUGGGUCUGGACGACAUGAAGCACACGGUGCAGCUCCUCCACGCCGCCCUGAAGCGGCUGCACCUGCAGCAUGCGGCGCUGCUGGCCAGGAAGGAGACGCUGGCAGGGCAGCUGCAGCCGCUGGAGGACGUCAAAGUUCAGCUGGCGAAGGAAGCAGAGCGGCGAGCGAUGCUGGUGGGGUGGGUGGGGCUCGCCUACCUGUCGCUGCAGGGGGGAUUCCUGGGAUACCUCACCUGGUACGUGUUCGCCUGGGACGUCAUGGAGCCCGUCACCUUCUUCAUCUCCUGCGCCACCAGCAUGCUCUUCUUCGGCUACUACCUCCUGACCAAGCAGACAACAACGAGACCCACUACAGAGAGGAAAUUCAGCAGCUCACUCAGUGGUGUUCAGCCAAUAACUUGGUGCUGAACACAGGGAAGACCAAGGAGGUCAUUGUGGACUACAGAAGGUCCAGGAGGACGGGUCACACUCCCCUUCUCAUAGAUGGAGAAGAGGUGGAGCGUGUGGACAACAUCAAGUUCCUGGGCCUCCACAUCACGUCUGACCUCUCCUGGAAUACCAACACCUCCCACCUGGUGAAGAAAGCACAACAAAGGCUCUUCUUCCUCAGGAAACUGAGACGGGCUGGACUUUCCUCAUGGCUGCUCGUGAACUUUUACAGGGCGACGAUCGAGAGCGUCCUCUGCCUCAACGUGACUGUGUGGUAUGGUGGCUGCACAGCACUACCAUACCACAGAGGAGAGGAAACAACUGACACGGGUGGUGAGAACAGCACAAGGCAUUGUGGGAUGCCCCCUCUUCUUGGUGUGGUUGAGUGCCUUUAGUUCAUUUUAGUUGUAUAUAUUAUUAUUAUUAUUGUGUGUUUGUUUAUUUAAUAAUGUAUAUUUUGACUUUUUGCACGGGAGUUGCAAUAGAAAUUUCGUUGAAUCCUGUUCAAUGACAAUAAAUGCUAUUCUAUUCUAAUGUUUCAAUGCUUGCUGCUAAUAUUUCAAUGCUAGUUGCGAAUGUUUCAGUGCUAGCUGCUUAUGCUUCAGUGCUAGUUGCUACUGUUUCAAUGCUCGCUGCUAAUGUUUCAAUGCUAGCUGCUAGUGUUUCAGUGCUAGUUGCUAAUGUUUCAGUGCUAGCUGCUACUAUUUCAAUGCUCGCUGCUAAUGUUUCAGUGCUAGUUGCUAAUACUUCAGUGCUAGUUGCUAAUGUUUCAGUGCUAGUUGCUAAUACUUCAUUGCUAGUUGCUAAUUUUUCAGUGCUAGCUAAAGUAUUAAACUCUAAGCUGCAUCAACCUGUCAUGUCAGGAUUUUUAAAUGUAUCUUCGUUCUCUGGAUGUUGGAUGGUUUGUAUCAUUUUUGCUUUGAGCUUCAUAGUAAAUUUGU